UUUCGUGUUGUAAGCUGCGAUAGCAGCGUAGCUCACUAGAAAUGAGCGACCCAGCGAACUAUAUUUUCGCGAAACGGACAGGCGAAGUCCUUGUAAAGCUCCCCGGCAGCAUCAAUGGGAAUGGCUUCAAGCUCGACACGUUGCACGACUGCGAGGUGUACAUACUCGACCACACAAGCCAAGUGCAGGUUGACGAUUGCGUCAACUGCAAAAUCUUCAUAGGCCCCACUGACGGCUCCGUGUUUGUACGCGACUGCCGCGACUGCACCCUGUGUGUGGCCGCGCGCCAGCUGCGCACACGCGACUGCACCCGACUGGACAUUGCCCUGUACUGCGCCACGCAGCCCAGCAUAGAGACCAGCACCCACAUCCGCUUCAGUUGCUGGCGCGGCGCAUACCCGGGCUUGGCGCAGCACUUCAGCGAUGCCAAGCUGGACCCGACCAAGAACACCUGGAUGCAGGUGUAUGAUUUCAACUCCAAGGACGACCUGGGCGCGCCGCACUACUCCCUGGACGAGUCCGCACCCGCCGGCGGCGACGGCGGCUGGUGGCUGCCGCCGCCCGACGUGCUGACGCAGCUGGCGGCGCCGCCGGAGUGCCCCGUGGCGGCGCCGGACGGGUCGCUGUACGGAGGCGGCCGCGUGGAGCCGCCGCCGCCCUCGCCAGGCGGCGGCCGGCAGCUGCCCGACAGCCUGCCGCCCAGCCCCGGGCGGGCGGCGGCUCACGACGAGGAGCUGGAACUGGAGGACGACCCCGAGGAGUGCGCGCCCGUGCUGCUGGAGGGCGAGGAUGGCGGGCGCUCGUUUGUGAUGCCGGCGCAGCCCUCGCCGCGCCGCGACCCAGCCGGCGAUGACGGCGACGGCGACAGCGCCUUCAGCUUCGCCUCGCCCCGGGCCGCCGCCAACAGCCUGCCCGCAGCCGCCGCCGCCACCGCCGCCGCUGCUGCCGCAGCGCCGCUGGCCGCCGCCGGCUCCGGCUCUGCCGCCGGCCUUGGCUCCGGCCUCGGCUCCCUGGGCAGCGGAGCGGUGGCGGCGGCAUCGGUGGUGCCGCCGCCGCCACUGUCCGUGCUCGGGUCGGGCGGCGCCCGCGCGUCCGAAACGUCGGCGCCGCAGGAGGGCGUGGCGUCGCCUUCGGCGGUGCCGCUACCGCUGGGCGGCGGCGAUGGCGACGCGGACCCGUUCUUUGGAGCUGCCGUCCCUGCCCAGGGUAGCGGCGGCAGUGCGGAUGCGGCGGUGGCGGUGGCUGCGCCGCCGCCUCCGGCUUACGCGGAGGAGGAUUUCUUCUUUACGCCGUCGACGGCGGCCGCCGGCAACGGCGGCAGCGCUGGACAGGGCGUGGCGGCGGCCGCGGAGCCGGAGGGUGAGGACGCGCGCGUGGCGUGGCGUGUGGCUAACGCGGGCCGCCUCAAGGCGGCGGCGGCGGCGGAGAGCGCGGCCAAGGACAAACUGGGGGCGGAGGCGCGGCAGCGGCUGGCGGCGCUGCAGCAGGGGCGCACGGCGCUCCUGAAGCAGCGCUUCUCAACCAACCGUGCCAGUGCCACCGCCACCACCGCUGGCGGCGGCGGCAAGCUCUCAAAGGCGGCGGCCGGCGGCUGGGCGGCGGUGGCUGAGCUGGUGGACCCCGCAGGGAGCGGCGGUGCCGGUGGCGGCGCAGGUGCCGGCAGCGGCAAGGCGGGGGGUGCGGGGCCGGCGAAGGACGUGGCACGGUUCAAGCAGAUGCUGCUGAAGCUCAAGGCGCAGCAGCUGAAGGAUCCGCAGGGGAAGAAGAAGUAGUGGUGCUGUGCUGGUAGGCGGCGUGCGGCGGGAUGCGGGAGGGUCAGAGGAAGGGGUGCUUCCUUCAUCCACCAGCCAGUUGUGCGGCCGCCGGCGCCGAGCGGCCGUCGGCGCCGUCUGCGCCCUUGGACGGGGCAGGCAGCGCCAAUGCACUGCCGUGUGGGUGGUGCGCCCAGAGUGAUUACCAGCUUGGGACUGCAGAAGCAAGAUAGGGCGCGUCGACGGGCGGACGGGGUCACCCUGCCAAGGUGUAAGUGUGGAACCGGGAACCGUAGAACUUCAGGCGCUGUUUGGAUGUCGGCACGAUUGCUGCGACAGCAAUUGUGUCGGACCUCAGGUGUCCCAUGCGGAUCAUCAACUGCAUGCAGAUGGGGCGUACCGUACGUGUCAAGCACGUGUAAGCAUCCAAUGAG
Chlamydomonas reinhardtii is the source of this 2185-nucleotide messenger RNA. RefSeq lists its product as uncharacterized. The coding region runs from base 42 to 1772 and encodes 576 amino acids. Gene Ontology annotation, molecular function: GTPase activator activity. Lineage: Eukaryota; Viridiplantae; Chlorophyta; Chlorophyceae; Chlamydomonadales; Chlamydomonadaceae. Gene Ontology annotation, cellular component: periciliary membrane compartment; cilium. The transcript has 11 exons. The record is from RefSeq and is a predicted model, not a curated record. Gene Ontology annotation, biological process: post-Golgi vesicle-mediated transport.